Desarmillaria tabescens is the source of this 790-nucleotide messenger RNA. RefSeq lists its product as uncharacterized. Lineage: Eukaryota; Fungi; Basidiomycota; Agaricomycetes; Agaricales; Physalacriaceae. The coding region runs from base 139 to 654 and encodes 171 amino acids. The record is from RefSeq and is a predicted model, not a curated record. The transcript is spliced from 3 exons.
CCGAAUUUCGUUGUCGCCUUGCUCUCUCUUUCUUUCUCCCCCUUCUUUACCUUAGUCUAAUGUCUGCUAGUGAUCGCUCUAGCUUCGCGUCUGACAGAGACCAGACCUCUACAACUGGCUCUCACAAGGUUAGAUACCAUGCCGACGAGGAUUGGGAUUUCCAUCUCGAUGUGUCCAGCACAUCCCGUCGACCUCUCGCUGGUACUACCUCACUACCGUGCUCGUAACCAGCCACUCGAUCAUCGGAUGAACAUGUUCGUUGGCAACGAUUCCGGAAAUAUGAAACUAAAAAUUUGUCGAAACUCGGUGAAAUCAAAAUUCUACCUCGAGAUUCAGUCCACGACUUCGGAUAUCACAGUGUGGCUACCGUCCGAUUUCAAGGGCCGAAUACACUCAUCGGGGAAAACAUCUUUCUCCUCUGGGUUCCUGAACCGGAUCAUGCAGAGCGUGCGACUAAAUGGCGUUGAGCACGAUGGAUUCGCCGAAGAUGAAGUGGUGGUGAUGUCUUCGGGGCAUGUCACCUUCCGGAUGUGGGAUGUGCUCACGGGUGCACCGGAGCGUGCUCAGAAGGAGGUGUUGAAGAGGAUGUUUGGCCGAACGCAAAAGGCCCGUGAGACGUCGACGAUGAACUGGGAUUUCCUUCUCGAAGACUGAUGAAAAAACCCUGGAAGAUGGAUUGUUGUUUUAUUCGCCAUUCCUGCGCCCCUCGAUGGGAAUCACUAUAGACUUAUCUUUGUUCGUUCUUUCUUCUAUCGGCUCUUUGGGCAUUCCUUAUUUACAGGGUUCGUCA